CCACUCCCUCCGCCCAUUGCCCUGACGUCAUGAGAGUGCUGUUGGAGGUGUCGAAUCCAGUUUUUCCGCGAGCGACGCGAGUCCAACAUUGGUGAAACAGUAAGAAAGGAACAACCUUUGAAAUCGUACAAAUCACAGUAUUGUGUCCAACCACCAGAAAAGAAAGAUGCCUUUGGGUGACGAUGGACAUUCUUGGAAGAAGAAAACCUCAGAUGUUAAGGAGAAUUUCGACUUCAAGGAGAUCCUGGGGACGGGGGCUUUCUCUGAGGUGGUCCUAGCGGAAGAGAAGAGGACACAGAAACUGGUGGCCAUCAAAUGCAUCCCUAAGAAAGCCCUGGAAGGCAAAGAGAACAGCAUAGAAAAUGAGAUCGCUGUCCUCCACAAGUUAAAACAUGCCAACAUUGUCUCCCUGGAGGACAUCUUUGAGAGUAAAUCUCACCUCUACCUGGUUAUGCAGCUGGUGUCUGGUGGGGAGCUGUUUGACAGGAUAGUGGAGAAGGGCUUUUACACAGAAAAAGAUGCCAGCAAGCUCAUCCAGCAGAUCCUGGACGCUGUCAAAUACCUCCAUGACAUGGGCAUCGUACACCGCGACCUGAAGCCGGAGAACCUUCUGUACUACAGUAUGGAAGAGGACUCUAAGAUCAUGAUCAGUGACUUUGGCCUGUCGAAGAUCGAGGGAUCUGGAAGUGUCAUGUCCACAGCCUGCGGAACACCAGGAUACGUGGCCCCUGAAGUAUUGGCCCAGAAACCCUACAGCAAGGCGGUGGACUGUUGGUCAAUCGGUGUCAUCGCCUACAUCCUUUUGUGUGGAUACCCUCCGUUCUAUGACGAGAACGACGCCAAGCUUUUUGAGCAGAUUCUGAAGGCUGAAUAUGAGUUUGACUCUCCUUACUGGGAUGAUAUCUCUGACUCAGCCAAAGACUUCAUAGUCCACUUGAUGGAGAAGGACCCCAGGAUACGCUACACAUGUGACCAGGCUCUGCAGCACCCCUGGAUCGCUGGUGACACCGCUCUAGAUAAGAACAUCCAUGAGUCUGUCAGUGCUCAGAUCAGGAAGAACUUUGCCAAGAGCAAGUGGAGGCAAGCGUUUAAUGCCACGGCGGUGGUGCGUCAUAUGAGGCGUCUGCAGCUGGGCACCAGUCAGGAGGCCGCCAGUCAGACCACCCUGCCCAGCCCUCUCAGAGCCCACCUGCUGCUGUCUGAGGCCACAGAAACAGAGGACACCACUGAGUCUCCGUGUGAGGGGGGCUGCUCCCAGAGUGCUGAUGGGGGGGCGGAGCGCGACCACCUCUCCAACUGCACCUACCGCUGCCAUCCAACCAGCAGGGUCUGAUCCCUGCACACCCAAGCCACGCGAGGCCAACCAAUGACUUUCCCAUUUACCUCUGGAGACCAGAGAACUCCCUUGUCUGGCCAGAAAUACAGAGUUGUUCCAGCAACCCGCCACCAGGAGGGGCAGGCAGGUUAUGAAUCCAGGGUGGGGAGGAGGGACUCGAUGUCAACAGAGGAGGUCAUUUGAACGGAUUGGGUGAGAGCGGGGGAUGAGAUGAGAGGGUAGAGGAAAGGAAAGGAAGAGAACAUUGAGAAAGAGGUAUGGUGCCCAGAAUAAUCCUGGCUCAUAUAUUUUGGAAGCGGGACAGAGCUUGGACAGGGUUUUACUCAUCCUUUUAAAAUGUGCGUCUGCUUUUUAUAUCUCUGCAUUUAUGUGCAUGGUGUUUUCUAUCUUCAUUGUCUUUCCACUUUGACAGAAUCCAUGGAUGAUUUCUGCAUGAUGAGGUGACAGGUCCCCUUGCAUGUUGGCGGCAGGUGUUUUAUAGCGUGACGAGUCUAUUGCAAAAUCGUGUAUGGUGGUAAUCAUUAUGUUAUAGUUCCUGUACUGCAGAUACACAUCUUUAUGACCUUAAUGAAUUUAGUCCUUCAGCAUUACAUUUGUAUGGCUUUGUUGUAUCUUAAUAUUAUUUUUAUAUAUAAAUGUAGCCCUAGAAGCAUUCACCUAAUACCACAUCUGGAUAAUCAAUGUGAGAAUACUCCAUCCAUUGGGCUAGUAUACAGUAGACCCAGCAUUUAGCUAGAUCUGUUCUUUCUUCUAUUUUUUCUCAGCAUGGUUGUGUUUCACAACUGUAAGUUUGUGGUUGUGCUCCCACCACAGGCUUGUAACAGAAUGCUGCCUUUAGAACAGUAUCAAAUGUUUAUUUUCUGGUGGCUUUUAGAAAUCUGAAGAUACAUCUCUAUAUCUCUGCACAGUUGAAGGAGCAUUAGCGGCUAUUUCAUUUCUAUCGUUGUAUGUUUGUAUAUAUUUCAAUGUGGCAAUUCUAUCGUUAAAUACAGACUUUCACCUCGGUCCAGAUCUGUCCAGAUCGCUUUUCCAGUUGAGAAGUGUAAUACCCUGGAGAUAGACUUACAUACACAGCCAUUCCUCUUAGUACUAGUUAAUACUUCAUUUUUUCAAGCCUUUGUAUCUGUACAGAGAGAACUUGAAUUAAAGAAUGUAAAUAUACA
Oncorhynchus keta (chum salmon) is the source of this 2499-nucleotide messenger RNA. It is a transcript of the gene camk1b, whose product is annotated as calcium/calmodulin-dependent protein kinase Ib. The record is from RefSeq and is a predicted model, not a curated record. The transcript is spliced from 12 exons. Gene Ontology annotation, cellular component: intracellular anatomical structure. Lineage: Eukaryota; Metazoa; Chordata; Actinopteri; Salmoniformes; Salmonidae. The coding region runs from base 167 to 1333 and encodes 388 amino acids. Gene Ontology annotation, biological process: peptidyl-serine phosphorylation. Gene Ontology annotation, molecular function: calcium/calmodulin-dependent protein kinase activity; calmodulin binding; ATP binding.